Molecule: messenger RNA, 10102 nt
Organism: Talpa occidentalis (Iberian mole)
Lineage: Eukaryota; Metazoa; Chordata; Mammalia; Eulipotyphla; Talpidae
Gene: ADRA1A
Product: adrenoceptor alpha 1A
Exons: 3
Coding region: 1017-2417 (466 amino acids)
Biological process (GO): positive regulation of cytosolic calcium ion concentration; adenylate cyclase-activating adrenergic receptor signaling pathway; regulation of cardiac muscle contraction
Cellular component (GO): membrane
Molecular function (GO): alpha1-adrenergic receptor activity
Source: RefSeq, a predicted model, not a curated record
AGCAAAGUUCCUUGCCAUUCUGGCUGAUGUCGGGAGCUGAAUAUUAAAAGGGUGAACGUGGAGUUAUUAGCUGGCUACACUCUCCCCCUAUUUUCACUCUAUAUUUAAAACUCCAGGUAAAGUGAUAGCCAGCCAGAAGCGUAAAGACAACGGCAGUGAACGGUAGGCAAGGGGUGAGUCGGGGGUGUAAAAGGACCAGAAAUUGGUUCCUCAGAGAGAUGGUCCCUGGGUCUCCCAGCGACUAGCGGCCGGGCUAUUCUCCGAAACGGAAUCGCGGGGGUGUGGCUCGGGAUCUGCCAACCAGGAGGACGCACGCAAACCACCCUCCGCAGCCGCCUCGGCGUCGGCAAACGUUUUCAUACCCGCGUCCCCUGGCUUGCGCGCCUUGAAGCUGAAUCUCGCUGGAGUUAACCGCUGGCGGUCACACUGUGGGAAAAAGCCGGCCGGGAGAGUGCCCAGAUGCCAACUGCCCCAGCCUUUGAGCAUCGACCGCAGGCUGGUACUUGCUUUCGGUGUCGGGGAAGACUAGCGCUGGAGUUUAGAACUCCAAAUUAUGUGCAGGAUUUUGCAUAUUCUAGCCAGGACUGAUCAAACAGUGCAGAUCCGCAGACCCCGGUAAUUCUGGGAUUGCAUUUUGCAACGUGUCUUCUCCAGUUUAGCACCAAGCCUCGGGCAGGGAGGGAGUUCCCCCGCCCCAGGAGUCCCCUCCUCUUCCCCGACCCCACCCUACCCCUCCGGGCCCUGCGCAGCGGGUGGAGAGGGUCCGCAGGCAGCCCCGCGCGGCUCUGGCCAUGUCGCAUUUAAUAUCCUGCCCCUUUACGUGGCCUUCUGAGGGUUUCCAGGGCAGGCUGGGGUUGCUUCCCACCCGCGCGCUCUCUCUCACCCCCCAGCCUACCCAGCGGGCGAGGUUCCUCGGAGCUGAGACCUUUUGACUCCUAGCCGGGUAGCUCCCGCCUCCGCCCCCGCCCGGGGGGUGGCCCUUGAGAGCCGGACCUCGCCCGGCCAGGGCCGGGACCAUGGUGCUUCUCUCGGGCAAUGCCUCCGACAGCUCCAACUGCACCCACCCGCCGACACCGGUGAACAUUUCCAAGGCCAUUCUGCUUGGGGUGAUCUUGGGGGGACUCAUCAUUUUCGGAGUGCUGGGGAACAUCUUGGUGAUCCUGUCCGUGGUGUGUCACCGGCAUCUGCACUCGGUCACUCACUACUACAUCGUCAACCUGGCCGUGGCCGACCUGAUGCUCACCUCCACCGUGCUGCCCUUCUCGGCUAUCUUCGAGAUCCUGGGCUACUGGGCCUUUGGCAGGGUUUUCUGUAACAUCUGGGCGGCGGUGGACGUCCUGUGCUGCACCGCGUCCAUCAUGGGACUCUGCAUCAUCUCCAUCGACCGCUACAUCGGCGUGAGCUACCCCCUGCGCUACCCCACCAUCGUCACCCAGAAGAGAGGGCUCAUGGCUUUGCUCUGCGUCUGGGCGCUCUCCCUGGUCAUCUCCAUCGGGCCUCUGUUUGGCUGGAGGCAGCCGGCCCCCGAGGACGAGACCAUCUGCCAGAUCAACGAGGAGCCCGGCUACGUGCUUUUCUCGGCACUGGGUUCCUUCUAUGUGCCCCUGACCAUCAUCCUGGUCAUGUACUGCCGGGUCUACGUGGUGGCCAAGAGGGAGAGCCGGGGCCUCAAGUACGGCCUCAAGACCGACAAGUCAGACUCGGAGCAAGUGACGCUCCGGAUCCAUCGGAAAAAUGUCCCUGCAGUAGGCAGCGGGGUGGCCAGCUCCAAGAACAAGACCCACUUCUCAGUGAGACUUCUCAAGUUUUCCCGGGAGAAGAAAGCAGCCAAAACUCUGGGCAUCGUGGUGGGCUGCUUCGUCCUCUGCUGGCUGCCUUUUUUCUUAGUGAUGCCCAUUGGCUCUUUCUUCCCUGAAUCCAAACCCUCAGAAACAGUUUUUAAAAUAGCAUUUUGGCUUGGAUACCUGAACAGCUGCAUCAACCCCAUCAUCUACCCAUGCUCCAGUCAAGAGUUUAAAAAGGCCUUCCAGAAUGUCCUGCGAAUCCAGUGUCUCCGCAGGAAGCAGUCUUCCAAGCACACCCUGGGCUACACCCUGCACCCGCCCAGCCACGCCCUGGAGGCUCAGCACAAGGACUUGGUGCGCAUCCCGGUGGGGUCAGGCGAGACCUUCUAUAAGAUCUCCAAGACCGAAGGCGUCUGUGAAUGGAAGUUUUUCUCUUCUCUGCCUCGCGGAUCCGCCAGGAUUACAGUGCCCAAAGACCAGUCAGCCUGCAGCACCGCCCGGGUGAGAAGUAAAAGCUUUUUGCAGGUGUGCUGCUGCAUGGGGCCCUCGACCCCCCGCCUGGAAGAGAACCAUCAAGUUCCAACCAUUAAAAUCCAUACCAUCUCCCUCAGUGAAAAUGGGGAGGAAGUCUAGAGGACAGGAAAGGUCAGAAGGGAGAGGUCAUGAUCCCAGGCACUCACUCUGCUUCCUACACAGGCCACUUUUCCCUUCCUACGUGAUGAGAGAAAACCAUUAAACAAGAGGACCCUCUGGGAAUGGGGUCGGGCAGGAGACCCAACUGAUGGGUGGGAGGUGGUGGGGGCGGGUAGGGCUCAGGGACAAGGGAGUGUAUCACACACUGUCCAAUUCAAAAUAACAGUGAACAGCAUUUCCUUGAGACUCAUGCUCUCUCGGUCAUCCUCUGAGCCCACUUUCCAGGUCUGGGCCUUUCAAUGAAAAAUACCAUGGGAAAUAGUAUCACACACCAUCCAAAAGACUAUAAAUAUAGGAAUAUGAUUUCAUCAUGAAUAUUUUGAGCACACACUCUAAGUUUGGAGCUAUUUCUUGAUGGAGUGAGGGGAUUUUAUUUUCAGGCUAAACUUACUGACAGCCACAUUGGAUAUUUAUGGGGAAAGGGCCGGGAGAGGAAGAGCCUCAAGAUGGUGGCCAGUAUCCAAGCAUAUUAUUUUUAGAGCAAGCUUUAAGCAUUUAGAGCAAGCACCAUUUCUGAUAUAUCCACUUUCUUAGCUUGGGUAAAACCUGACAGUGAGACUUACUUGUGGCUGCAAUUUGUCCAGACAGAGCUUCUGUUCUGUAAGGGUAACUGAGGGGCAUCCAUUAUGUUUCCAGCGUAAUGGAGGCACUUUCUCUAAGCCUGGGUCUAGAAUGUUUUGACAGAACCCGUUGGGGAAAGGAUGGCUUUUCCUAAUGGAAGACAGUAGAGAUGAGGGUCAUUUUUUUCAACUUAACUACCAGGGACAAAAUUCCAUUAAGCAGUUCCAUGAUCAGAUGGAGAAAGGUUUCUUAUGUAACAUAUUUAAAUAUCAAGAGUUUAGGGUAGACUAGGCACUAAGAUAGAAAAUAUUUCACAUCUUCUUUGAUGUGGUCUAAUAAGACCUGUGCCAGAAAUCCAUUCUGAAAUUCAGAACUUAUAAUAUUUUGAAAGGUAUUAUCUUCAUCUACAUUGUUUUCUCCUCUGCUUCACUAUUGCAUACAGAAUGUUUGUCAAGGUCCCCAAUACACAUGCAGUGUGUUGGAAUCGGCCUUGUGAUCUGUCUUCCUGAACUUUCAAAGACACAAAUGCUUAGUUUGGGAGGAUACUCACUGAUCACCAAAGAACCAUCUAAAAUAGAAGUUUGUAAACAGUUCUGACAGAAGCCCAUUUAUUCCAGUAAAAGAUCCAGUAAUCCAGUAAUUUAUCUAUUUUGAUUUUCUGCCAGAACUUGAAGAACUUGUUAAUUUUAUUAUGUAUACCAAAUUUGGGGGAAAUUAUUAGCUCAGUAUAUUACUAAAAAUUAAUAUGGUAACUAUGGAAAACUUAAAGCAUUUUCACAUUCCAUGUUAAGAACUUUAAAUAGAAUUUAUGUUUUAGAAUAAUUCUUAACUAGAAUUACUGUUCAAAAACUAUGGACCAUUUUUUUGAACUCUGCCCAACUUGGGAUAUUUCUGUAAAAAUUUUAAAGCAGAUUUUAGGUAGCAUUAUUUAACUUUUAUGACAAAAGUAGUAGCCCCAACGUCUUUUCCUUCUUCCUUUGCAACAAAAUGAUAAUUUCCCUAAGUCCUUCUUAAAUGCUAGUAUCUGUUGUGCCUUGCCAGGGAAGGCAUGUUUGCAUGUAUAUUUGAGUUUUGUUGGUGUAUGUUUGGAGAUAGAAUACUACUGCUUUCUCAGCCCUUCUGGCAAAUACUCUACCUUCUGUUGGCCAGCUAGAUAAGCUGCCUUGUGUUCAUAAUUUUUAUUCUGGCACUUACAUGUUGGCUGGAAUUUUAGACUCCUCAGGUUGCAUGUCCCAUAUGGCUCUCCCCAAUGUCUCAAAGUGGUGUCUGAAUGUGGAGGUGGGCAUCUAAAGAAUACUUAAACAUGCAAACCUCUCUCCUCUGCUUUCUUGAUAAGAAAAUUUCAUUCUGAGCAUCUUAAUUUAAUUGAGAAUAUUUCAGAAUCUGAAUUUAAAAUCCACUCUGCCUGACCCCACCCCCCUUGCAGAAAGAGCACUUCCAUGAGAAGAAAAGUCUUUCUCCAGCAAAACAUGGUUCCAUAUUAGAGAUGAUCUUUAAACAUCUUUACAGGCUGAUUUAAAACUUAUAUAUUAGGAUAUUUAAGAUCACCAGAAAGUUAGCAUUCAUGCCACAUCUAAUCAAAAUAAACAACUAGAAAAUCUUUUGAUCCUCAGAUAGCAAUCAUGACAAUUCAUGUAAAACUAUGCAUAAAUAGUAUCUUCAGCACUUUAACAUGGCUUUCCUUUCCUAUAAUGUAAUAUUAGGUCUAACAUCAAUUUAUAAGAAAUUGAUAAUAUUGCCCAAGAUUUAAAUUGGAAUAAAUGUGGUUUUUUAUUCAUCCACAAAAAUCUCUGUACUUUUGUGAGUUCAAAAAACUAUCUAAAAUGGCCACAAUUAAAAAAAAUGAUUAUUAUAUUUAUAAUCACAUUUACUGUUUCUAUUUGAAAUUUUGGAGAAUUUACUCAGAGUAACAGUGGUUAAAAAUCAUGUAUAAUGUGUUGUAAAAAGCAGUUGCUUUGGGAUUGUUUAAACAUCACCAAAAAAAAAAUCUACUUGACAUUAUGGAAUAAGGAAAAUUUGGGCUUAUUUUGCGAUUCAAAUUCAAAUUAUAAGCACUGAGACCUUGACUCUUUGUUCAAAAAUAUGCCCUAAUGAUUGCAGAGAUUUCAGAGGCGCAUUCGACUUGUCAGUUUUCUUCCUCAGCCUCACUUAUUUCUCAUCCAUAUCACGGCUUCUGCCUGUCCUCACUUAUUGUUGCUAACACUCUCCACAGUAUUAAGGCUUCUAACUCACCACUUAGGUUGGUUCAUCCAUGAGAGAGUGUGAUAUUUAGGAAAACGUGUAUUUUCUUAAGGCUUUUCUCUUCAGUCCUGCUGUGUGCAUUCUGCACCCCUGACUAAAAGGGCAGAGCAAUCCCACCGCUCCUAUUUUUAGAGAUAAAUAUCUGUAGCUGAGUGAUUAAGGACUCACUGAGAGCCAAGGAGGAACCAGGAUUCAAACCUGGGCAUUCAUAGCUCUAAAGUCUGCAUGCUUUCCAGAGCACCCCCUCUUCAAAAUACUGGGGUAAAAAUCUCCUGCUUGAAAUUGAGAAUGCUGAGGAUACAAAACAAUACCCAAGCUUCUGUUUAUUUCCUUGGAAUUUGUCUUCCAACUAAUCCCAGUAAAUAGUAAUAUGCUGUCAAAUCUCCCUCCCAGCCAAACCCAAGAGCAAGUCAUAAUUAGAAGAGUUUGGUGACAACCAUCUUUCAUUAUUCAGGCCUUGCAAGAAGGACAAAUUAUAUCAAAUUGGGAGAAGAUGGACAUAUAAAAGAAUGCAGAAGAGACUACAUUGACAUGCAACAGGCAAACACAGUUGCAGAUAAGAGACACGUGCAGUGUGUUGAAGGUAUUGGCUGCCAGCCAGUUAACCAACACACCUCCAGGAAGGACAACCCUAUUUAAGAUAAAUAAAAACAAAGCAACAGCACUAUCACCUAUAUUCCUUUUUUUUUGAGUUGGAGAAAGAAUCAUAGGUCUUUCACCAGGAAUUACAUAUGCUAAGUGUAUGAUCCUCAAGCCUGUCACCAUGGAGAAACAGUCCAGAAUGCUGACCUUCAAGUAGCCGGAGACCUAGACAAUCUGAAAAUGAAGAAUUGACAGGCAGCUGUGGCUACUUAUUAGAUGGCAUCUAUUUGUUCCUGGAUUUCCUUUUUGCCAAUGAAAGCUCUAUGUCCAAGCAUCUGUGCGUCUUCUCCUUCCUCCUUCAAAUGAACAAUCACAUGACCUCUGGCCCAGUGGGUUUCGUAGUUAUGGUCUGGGAGUGAGAACAUUUUAGGAACCAUAUGCUUGGGCUGGUAAUCGCUCACUCUGUAAUCACAGCUACUUAAUCACAGCAUGACAAGCAUUCUUACUUGCUUCCUGGACUGCUUCUACUCAGGUGCUUUUACCAACAGGGAAGCUGCCUAUGCUUGCAUGUGAGCACUUGUGAACUUAAAGUUCUCCUCAUUAGCAAAGGGAGAAGGGAGCCCAAGGUAAACUCUACAACAAAAACCAGGGCAGCUAAAAAGAAGGCAGAGGUGGCGAAUACAGUAGCCUCGGAAGUUCCUGUGAUGCUCACUUGUUACUCUGAUUUCUUUUUACACUACUAGGAUUUUUGACCAUGAAACCACCUGCACAAGCCAAGUUGGAAAACUUGGGGGGAUGCCUUGUCUACAAACUGCUGUGUCCCCUACCAUCCACUAAAAGCAAUGACAGCGGUGGCCUCCCAGCCUCCAAAAUCCCUGCAAGAUGAGUGAGUGGAGAUGACAUCAUAGGGCUGGUCUGGCAAAAAGCAAGUUGGGUCUCAGCAGAGGACACCUGAUUCCUUGCUCAUGGUGCCACGAGCGCCAGGUGGUUCUGGCUUCCCCAGGCCCAAAUGUCAUGGGGGCUGAGGAUGGAUCUUAGCUGUGCUGUGCUGUGCUGUGCUGUGCAAGAAAGUGUUUCUUCUUUGCUAUUACAACAUGGAUUAAUUACUGAGUUCUCACCAAAAGAAAGGCUAUCUCCAGAGGGGUGAUGUUAAGAAAAAGGAGGGAGACUUAUCAUAGACUUUGCUCAAAACAAGAUCAAUGGUUUAGUAAUAUUUUGCUGCAACUGAUAAACAAGGAACCGUGCUAAAGCUGACUGCUUGCUCAUUUCCAAGGACGAAAUAUUUGUCUUUCCUUUUCAUGCGACUCUCAGGAGUCAUCCAUUAGUUCCCUUCCACUUCAUAGUUGACAUAGCCACAUUAUAAACUGGAAAUGAUUAUUGCUAAAAUAUGGGAAAUACAGACUUUAGAAAAAAAUCUUAGGGCAAAUUUAUGCUGUCUUUGGAGAAAAAAACAAUAAAGGUGCUGACCUAUUACUUAAAAGUCUGAAUACAAUAGGUGCAUUCAAAUACAUGGGAGCUAAAACAGAAACCCCAACCUGAGUUUAGUAUUCCUUCCAUUGAUAUACUACGUAAUAGUUGUCAGUGUUAUUUGGCCUAUUUCAAAUCAUCCCUCAAAGCAAAAAGAGAAGGGACUAUCACCUAUACUUUUGCACAUGAAAAAACAAAGAGACACGAGGAAAGACUUUUUUCCACAAUUCCCUAAGUGUCCCCAAGAUCGACUGUGUUUCUUGAGACCCCGAAUUUCCUCUUACCCUCAUUCAUCUCCCAUCUGCUUCCAGUUCUGUUUGCACCUUCUCUCCUGCUAUAUUUCUGCAAUACAAGAUUUUUCUAGGGGCUGAGUGCAUAUUUGUCUAUGUUUCUCUCAUUGGCUAAGAGAUAAGCAAAUGUAAUUCUGCUCUUUCUCCCUAGAUAGGCAGGAGCCGAACUAAGGAAAUAAGCAGGACAGAGGGCUCUUGGCUUGCUCAGCAGGGUGACAUGUAAGGCAAAGCAAGCAGUGAUUGAUACCUUAAGGAUUUGGGGAAUGCAAAGGUCCCAGUGGGAGUUUUGGGAACGCUCCUUUUCCUGUGAGCUUGAGUGUUGUAUCCAACCUGAUCAUCAUCAGCAGCAAACUGUUCACUUCUCUUGCACCAGGUGCUGCCGUUGGCACAAAAAAUUGCAAAGAGACACAGAGAGUACCUGGUUCAAGUGCUGGGUCCAUGCCACGCUCAUCUGUUGCAAGUCAAGAACACAUUUUUCCAAGAGCAUUGUUAUAAAUGGGGGAGGGAACAAUGUUCCCAGGUAAACAAAAAUAAAAAUAAAAAUCUAUGUAAUACACAGCAGAGACUGGCAAAGUUCUUCUAUAAAUGGAUAGAUAGUAAAUAUUUUAGGCAUUGUGGGCCAUAGGAUCUCUGUCACAUAUUCUUUUUUCAAAGAUUUAUUUAUUUAUGGGGUACAAGCCAGAGGUAUGGGUGUAAGACGAUUCACCAGAAACAGAGUGGGGAACAGAACAGGCAGACUGACUGAAAUACACUGUUGAGGGGAGCAGCGGGCGAGUCAGGAGAGGUCUGCUGCACCAUGUGGGUAGCUCCCCUGCCAGGGAUCCAACUCGUCCUACAGAGGCUACGGACAGCUCCAUAGGUUGCAUCAUAACCCCUCGCACCACCACAGAGGUCCUCUGUCACAUCUUCUUUACAUUUCAUUUUUUCCCACAGUCCUUUAAAAAUGUGGAAACCAAUCUUAGUUCACAAGCUGCACCAAGAAACGAAAAGGCCAUGGAUCGAAUUUAGCCCAUGUCCAUAAUUUGCUGUCUGUGAUCUGGACACAUAGUAGCUUAGGGUAUAAAGCAAAUGCUCUGAGCAGUGAAUACAAGCACCUUUCUUUUAAUAUGCCAUUGACCCAUCUCCUCUUGAUUACAUUAACUCUCCCAACUGCAUGAGGCAUCAGGCGAAGGAACAAGUUCACAUUCAGGGUGGGGCCUGCUCAGCAACCAGUGAAGAAACAUAUGGGGCUCUUGUUCCAGAUGCCACCAGGCCCCGUGGGAUACAAUGCUCCUGUGCGUAGCUCUGUGAGAGGAGAGCUCCCCUUAACUCCUCCAAACCCUCGCCACAUCAGACCUGGAGCCUCCUGUGAACCCAGGGCAAGACGUGGGCCCUGGGGUAAAGACAGGCUCAAGGCCCUGUUCCCCAGGACUUUGACUCUCUGCUCAUAUUGUUGUCUUCUGUUAUUCUAUUUGUUGCAUAUGAAGGGCACAGCACCAUCACGGCCACAUCUAGGACACAGCUGGUAGUCAGGAGUGGCUUCCUAUUCCUCCCCCAGGAGGUACAGCUCUUCCUUCACCCUCUUUGACAGGUGAAGUCUUUGACUAGCUCUUCAAAGUCACGUUCUCUUUCUCUUUUUCAUCUUUGUCUCUUGCUUUAUUUCCUUCCCAUCCCUCUUACUAUGUCUUAGACCUCAAGGCCUUAAUUCUGUAAGUUAACUUGGGUUUCAUGUUAGCAUUAAGCAAUGAUUCAUCCUUCAGAAGAUAUACCCUAAGCUAAGCUCACCUGGAUGAAAGAUGGUCCUUGUUUUCAGGUGCUUCUGCUGUGCAGCCCUGUCUCCACCAGCUCAUCUCUUCUUGGGGCUGUUCAUUAAAUUGCUUGUCACAUUCUUGCACUAAGGCCUUGCUACUCCAAAGGGAGUGGCCCCUCUCCUACCCAUCCUGCUCCUGCUCUUGCUGACCUAGGUCCAUGCAUUUAGAAUCCUUCUGUCUUCAUUUCCCAGUGCCAUUGUAACAAAGUCUCAGAGACCCGGUGGAGUGGGGGUGGGGUUCAAGAACAGAAAUUUAUCCUCUCACAGUUCUGGAGACUGGAAGUCCAAGGUCAAGAUGUCAGCGGUUCAUUUCUCCUGUGGCUUCUCUUCUUGGUUUGCAGAUGGCCAGCAUGUCCCUGUGUCUGCCCAUCACCUUCCCUCUGUGUCUGGGCCCCCACAUCCUCCUAUUGUAAGGACAGUCUGGUUGGGCCCAACCCAAUCCCUUCAUUUAACCUUCAUCACCUCUGUAAAAGCUUUAUCUCCAAAUAAGUCAUGUUCUAAUAUACUAGAAGUUAGGAUUUCCACUUAUGAAAUUGGGGGGCACAAAAAUCAGCCCAUAUUACACCUCUUUUCUCAUUUCUACCUAUAAAAAUCUAUCCACAAUUUUUUUUCCCAGAUUAGAAGUUCAAAUUCAGUCCUUCCUGAUCAUUCUUUCUGUCCAAAUUCCUACAGCAAUUGUCUAUAAAAUAUUUUUG